Messenger RNA from Suillus subaureus, 630 nucleotides. RefSeq lists its product as uncharacterized. The transcript has 11 exons. NCBI's taxonomy places the organism in Eukaryota, Fungi, Basidiomycota, Agaricomycetes, Boletales, Suillaceae. The record is from RefSeq and is a predicted model, not a curated record. The coding region runs from base 1 to 630 and encodes 209 amino acids.
AUGCACAUGACUUCCACCGGCCAAGUCCGUCAACCAGUGGAAUUGAGCAUGGGAACAUUUGGUACAAACAUCAACAAAUCAACAAACAAUACUUCAACCAACAAUCUUGUUCCCAUGACUGCAGCUGCAAGUGUUCAAAGGCAGUAUUACAUUAACUUUUUGCCGCUCUCACUUUUGAUAGUGCACCUUAAGCUUUCUAUAUCAUUUGUUGAUUUCAUUAUUCCUUGGUUAUUUUUCAAACUGAUUAGAUGUGAAGCCAUAGCACAAAUUGUUGUCAGUAACGCAUCAUUACUUGUUUCUCAAGGAAACUCCAGCAGCAUGCCUAGCCCAAGACAUUGGAUUUUGCAAGACAUGGACUUUUUCAACCUCCAGAACAAAGAUGAGAUGCUUAUUGAUGAACAUGAAUCCCAAAUCAUGAAAACGGGAGAGAUGGAUGAUGUCAGCCUCAAUAACAAAGAGGCAAUCCUCAUUGACCAAGACAUCACAAACAAUGAUAUGGACAUGUUCAGCCUUGACAAGGAGGAUGUGAUGCUUAUUGACCAAGAUGGCUCAAACAAUGGAGAUAUGGACGUCUUCAGCCUUGAUAAAGAUGAUGUCAUGAAUAUUGAUGAGGAUGAGAUUAUGGUAUAG